Molecule: messenger RNA, 3615 nt
Organism: Drosophila ficusphila
Lineage: Eukaryota; Metazoa; Arthropoda; Insecta; Diptera; Drosophilidae
Product: putative sodium-coupled neutral amino acid transporter 11
Exons: 11
Coding region: 255-1832 (525 amino acids)
Biological process (GO): amino acid transmembrane transport
Molecular function (GO): amino acid transmembrane transporter activity
Source: RefSeq, a predicted model, not a curated record
CUCAUCGAAAGCGUCGAAGCAACCAAAUCGCAUCGAACACCCGAUAAAUCGGCGGCUGCUCGAAAAAAUAUAUCCAGCUACUUCAUAUAGGCCAGCCAACUACCCACCUUAAACUAAACCGAAACUAAACUAAAGCUAAACUCGACUAAGUAAACGAAAUAACUGAAACUGAGGCCAGAGGCUGUUACAACUUUUACUAUUAGCCAAGUUAGACCAACAAAAAUAGAGGGGCAAACCCAACCAGACCAAGCAAAAUGAACGACAGUCGACGCAACACGGCCACGGAAUUCAGCUACAUACUGCAGCGCCAGGGCAGCGAUGUGUCGGUCGCCGAGGCUUAUGCAUUCGAUGACUUCAACAACAUAAUGAAGAACAACCAUCAGACACAUCAGCAACAGGGCCAGCCGCAACAGCAACAGCAGCAACAGCUACAGCAACAUCAGCAGCAGCAGCAGCAACAGCAACAGCAGCAGCAGCAACAACAACAACAGCAAGCACAGCAGGAUGCCGGACUGGGGGACACGCUGUCCUCGCUGCCACAGGCAUCGUUCAACUACAUCAACUCCAUCGUGGGCAGCGGAGUCAUCGGCAUACCCUACGCCCUCCACAGGGCCGGGUUCGGACUUGGCCUCGCCCUGCUCAUCCUGGUGGCCUACAUCACCGACUACUCGCUCAUCCUGAUGGUCAGAUGCGGCCACAUCUGCGGCAGGUUCAGCUACCCGGGCAUCAUGGAGGCGGCCUACGGCAAGUACGGCUACUACUUGCUCUCCCUCCUGCAGUUCAUGUAUCCCUUCCUGGCCAUGAUAUCCUACAAUGUGGUGGUGGGGGAUACGCUGUCGAAAGUGCUGGUCCGCUUCUUUCCCUCCUGGGGCGGUUCGAUGGGGGCGGUGCGGCUGGGCGUGGUCUUCUUCGUCAACGUGGGCGUGGUGAUGCCCCUUUGCCUCUAUAAAAACGUCUCCCGACUCGCCAGAGCCAGCUUCAUUAGCCUGGCCUGCGUGGUCUUCAUCCUGUUUGCGGUCAUCAUCAAGCUCAUGUCGGGCGAUUAUAAAGUAACGGACACGGCGGAGUCGUGGCGCUUUGCCAACUCGGAUCUUAUCCCGGCCACGGGCAUCAUGGUCUUCGCCUUCAUGUGCCACCACAACACCUUCCUCGUCUACCAAUCGAUGCGCGACGCGACCCUGGAGCGCUGGGAGAAGGUCACCCACAUUUCGAUCGGAUUCGCCUGGACGGUGGCGGCCCUCUUCGGCAUCGCCGGCUACUCCACCUUCCGCGCCCUGUCCCAAGGCGAUUUGCUGGAGAACUACUGCUGGGAUGACGACCUGAUGAACUUCUCGCGUGUCCUCUUCUCCAUUUCGAUACUGCUGACCUUCCCCAUCGAGUGCUUCGUCUCCCGCGAGAUUGUGCGCGCCCUAGUCCAUCGGUUCGUGCUGAAGGAGCCCAUCAGCGAGUUCACCCAGGACAAGGACCCCAGCCUGGAGAAGGGGGCCAUCAUCGAUGAGUACUCGAAAGCCAUUACCAUGGCCAUCGUGUUCAGCGCCUUCGUCAUCUCGCCCAUGACCGACUGCCUCGGCUCGGUGCUGGAGCUCAAUGGUCUCCUGGCGGCCAUUCCCUUGGCCUACAUCCUGCCCGGGCUGGCCUACAUCCAGAUGGAGCCGCACGCCCUCCUCAGCCGCGAGAAGCUGCCCGCUCUGGGCCUGGUCGUCUUCGGAGCACUGGUGACCAUCCUGGGGGCGGCCGUCCUCCUGCCGGGACUGAUGGGCGGCGACUGCCGGUCGGAUAUUGUGAUGGGCUACUGCCGGCAGGAGUUCCAGAACGCCACCGCCUCGAAUUAAGUGGAAUGAGUACGGGAAGGGAACGGAACAAAAGCGGAAACGGAAGUCAACUCACGAGUUUACGGGGUGCGGGUUGGGAUCGUAUUUAUUGGGUUUAGUUUUCGAUUUCGGUUUGAAACCCCUGAGUUCCCCUGAGUUCGGAUAACACAGCUGCACCAGUCGCAUCGAAAGAAACUUGUACCUGAGUCCCCCAGACGUUCAAAGUAUCUGCGUAAGUAGAGUAAAGUAGGCAAAGAGUUGAGUUGUAAUGGCCACUUGGCCAACGGAUUGGUGAUACGGGCGAACCUCAGUACAAAGGCCAGGCAUUCUCUGCGAUCGAGCAAACCCUGCAUAGUUGCACCGGAUAUACAUACAUAUAUAAAUUUACUGUGUACAUUUCGUUGGAUCCCCGUUGUUGAUGUCGAUAUUGUUGAAAGUAGCGAAAGUUCCUCGAUAUAUAUGAGCGUGUAUUUUGAAGCCACAAGGCUGGGAAGGCAAAGAAUUGAGAGAGCGAAAGUGAAGCAAACUAAACCAAACUAGAACUAGAUGUUAUCCGUAGCUUUAGCGUAGUCUGAAACUAUUUGGGCACCAAUAUACACAUGCAAUCCUUAACGACAACCGACUCCCCAGUUGAGAAGCAAAUCAAAAUCGAACAAGUAUUAUACCGACAACUAUUUGUAACUAUGUAUGUAAACUAUAUACUAUAUCUAUGCCCCGACGUUACUACGUUUUAUAUAUGUAUAUGUGUACAAGGAGUAGACAACAGCGCUUUAAACCAAAACCAAAUCAAAAUCAAAAACAAAUCAAACUAUACUCUUUCCAUUAAAAACACAUCGAUUCGAACAACAGUUUUGAGUUGUUAACGGCACUGAAUUCUGUUUUGAAUUGCGUAUAUACAUACACACACAACAAACACGAUCGAAGAUUAUAUAUACACAUAGAUAUAUUUUUCUACAACUCUUGGUUUAUACUGCACGAUAUUUUGUAAAUACAUGUGUAUGCAUUUUGGAUGUGAUUAAAGUCAGUUUACACCGACACAAGCCAACACACCUUACUUACUUUCUCUUCGGGCUGAGAGAUCGGAACCAAGCUGAAGACCCAUCCACUCUGUAUUCUGUACUCUAAGAGCUUAACACUACAUAUCAUGGCCAAGGGACACGGGCUUUUCGAGGAUACUUUUUACAAGACCUAACCAACUGAAACUAAAGCUAUCGCCUAAACACAACGAAAAUGGAAACUGAAAACCGGAAGCCGGAAACUGAAAACCGGAAACUGAUAACUGAAAAACGGACGACAGCAGGAGACAAUUUCCACAGACCUCUUGUAUAUACACGCUAUAUAGAUCCGCUUGUAUCGUAUAUAGCAGUACGAUAUUCCACAUGUUCUCAUUCGCCAAAUAUCUCGUUGUAUCUCUCUUUAGCGCAACGCUACUCAAAAAUGUAUAUCAAAGUUGUAGUUGGGAAUUAGGGAGGUGUUCAGCGAUUAUAGCCGAGUUGUAAUUAUUAUUGCCGCAUUAUGCAUGUAGCGACAUAUAUAUACAUAUAACUAAUUGUUUAGAUGGGAUGCGAGCCGGGAGUCUUGAUUUACAACGCAGGCAUAACCCAGAGAUAACCAAAUCCGAUUUCAUUCCAAUAGAACAUAUGUUUAGAUAAGCUACAGCAAACCAAAAAACCAACUUGAAAUAUUCUUAAAAUAAUAAAAAAUGCAUUUUAGAAAUAUGCUAAACACUGCGGUUUCCUUAUCUCCGCAGACCGAGCUAAUUUUCUCAGGCCCUCUGCGGUUUUACUGGUGAUAAUGUAGUUCC